Messenger RNA from Ilex paraguariensis (yerba mate), 3478 nucleotides. The record is from the annotation of a GenBank genome assembly. NCBI's taxonomy places the organism in Eukaryota, Viridiplantae, Streptophyta, Magnoliopsida, Aquifoliales, Aquifoliaceae.
AUGUCUACUCUUGUAUUCUUACUGGUUCUCUACGCUCCAUUCUUAUCGUGCGCCGAACGCACAGCAGACACCCUGGCGGAGAUCGAAGCCCUAACUUCUUUUAAGCUUAGCCUCCACGACCCACUCGGCGCACUCGACGGCUGGGUCUCGUCCACUCAGGCGGCUCCGUGCGACUGGCGCGGCGUCGCUUGCAACAACAACAACCGAGUCACUGAGCUCCGUCUUCCUCGCCUUCAGCUCAGCGGCGUAUUGACGCCGCAAAUCGCUAACUUGCGCAUGUUGCGGAAGCUUAGCCUCCGGUCCAACAACUUCAACGGUACAGUUCCAUCUUCUCUCUCCAAAUGCACUUUAUUACACUCCAUUUUCUUACAGUACAACUCGUUUUCCGGCAAUCUCCCGCCGGAAAUUUCCAAUCUAACCAAUCUCCAAACUUUAAACCUCGCCGGAAAUCAAAUCUCCGGUGAAGUUCCCCGUGAUCUCCCUGGAAAUCUCCGUUACAUCGAUCUCUCAUCAAACUCGUUUUCCGGCGAGAUACCGAAGAACAUUUCGAAGUUUUCUCUUCUCGAAUUGAUCAAUCUAUCGUACAAUCAUAUAUCCGGUGAAAUCCCGGCGAGCUUGGGUGAGCUCCAAAGACUUCAAUACCUCUGGCUCGACUACAAUAAUUUACAAGGAACAUUGCCUUCAGCUAUUGCAAACUGUUCGUCGCUUGUGCAUUUUAGCGCCGAAGGGAAUGCCAUCGGAGGCGUAUUACCGGCGGCAAUCGGUGCCCUUCCGAGACUCCAAGUGGUUACGCUGUCCCACAAUAAUCUCUCUGGUUUGGUUCCAUCGUCUUUGUUUUGCAACACUUCAGUUUAUCCUCCGUCGAUUCGGAUUGUUCAGUUAGGAUUUAAUGCCUUCACGGACAUUGUUGAUCUGGGGACAUCAACGUGUCUUAGUGUUUUACAGCAUUUGGAUCUCCAACAGAAUCUAAUACACGGCUCGUUUCCUUCGUGGCUGAUGAAUGUCGUGACAUUAACGACAUUGGAUGUAUCUAGGAACUUGUUUUUGGGUUCUAUUCCAAGUGAGAUUGGGAAUUUAUGGAGAUUGGAGGAAUUGAAGUUGGCCAACAAUUCAUUUACUGGCAUAGUUCCCGUUGAGGUGACGAAAUGUAGUAAUUUGAGCCUUCUUGAUCUUGAAGGGAAUCGGUUUACUGGGGAAAUUCCUGUGUUUUUGAGUGAGCUUAAAGCUUUGAAUGUAUUGUCACUUGGCAGAAAUCAAUUCUCAGGUUUAAUUCCUUCCAGUUUUGGGAACCUCACAGGGCUUGACACACUGAAUUUGGGAGGUAAUGGUCUCAAUGGAAGCUUGCCUGAAGAACUAAUGGUUUUGAGCAAAUUGAGUACAUUGGACCUCAGUGGGAACAAGUUUUUGGGUGGAGUUCCGGCAAGCAUUGGUAACUUAAGGCAGCUAUCGGUCCUGAAUUUGAGUGGCAAUGGAUUUUCGGGGACCAUUCCGGCUAGUGUUGGAAGUCUUUAUAAGCUAACCACCAUUGAUUUGAGCAAACAGAAUCUCUCUGGUCAGUUGCCAUUUGAUCUUGGGGGUUUGCCAAACCUGCAGGUCAUUGCUUUACAAGAAAACAAGUUUUCUGGGGAUGUUCCCGAAGGUUUUAGUAGUUUACUGGGUUUGCAAUACUUGAAUCUCUCUUUCAAUGCCUUUUCUGGUCACAUUCCGGCGACUUUAGGUUUCCUCAAGUCAUUAGUUGUUCUUUCAUUGUCUAACAACCACAUCUUUGGCUCAAUUCCUCCAGAGCUAGGUAAUUGUUCUGACCUUCAAGUUUUGAAUCUUCGGUUCAAUUCUUUGAGUGGACAAAUCCCAGUUGAUUUAUCUCGUCUCUCCCAUUUGAAGGUGCUUGAUUUAGGUAGAAACAAUUUAACAGGUGAGAUCCCCGAUGAAAUUUCCAAAUGUUCAUCUCUAACUUCAGUUGUUCUAGACUCAAAUCAUCUAUCCGGUCCCAUACCAGGCUCAUUUUCCAAUUUGUCAAACCUAACAACACUGGACCUCUCUACAAACAACCUCAGUAGAGAGAUUCCAGCAAAUCUUACACUGAUCUCUAGUUUGGUUAGCUUCAAUGUGUCAAACAAUAACCUCGAAGGUGAAAUACCAGCAACUCUAGGUUCUCAGUUUAACAAUCCAUCAGACUUUGCCGGUAAUCUGUAUUUAUGUGGAAAGCCAUUGAAUAGGAAAUGUGAGCGAAUAAACAGAGGUAGGAAGAAGAGGCUGAUUCUCUUGAUUGCUGUGGCUGCUAGUGGAGCUUGUCUCAUGGCAUUAUGUUGCUGCUUCUAUAUUUACAGCUUGUUGAGGUGGCGGAAGAGGCUCAAAGAACGGGCAGCUGGGGAGAAGAAGCAUAGUCCAGCAAGGGCUAGUUCAAGGACAAGUGGUGGUCGGGGCAGUGGCGAUAAUGGAGGGCCAAGGCUGGUUAUGUUCAAUAACAAGAUCACACUGGCUGAAACAGCGGAAGCAACAAGGCAAUUCGAUGAGGAAAACGUGCUAAACAGAACUCGGUAUGGGUUACUUUUCAAAGCUUGUUACAAUGACGGAAUGGUGCUUUCAAUUCGCAGGCUCCCAGAUGGCUCGCUGGAUGAGAACAUGUUCAGAAAAGAAGCUGAAUCAUUAGGCAGAGUGAAGCACCGGAACCUGACAGUGCUUCGCGGCUACUAUACUGGUCCUCCUGAUCUCCGACUCCUUGUCUAUGAUUACAUGCCUAAUGGCAAUCUUGCAACCCUCCUCCAAGAAGCAUCACACCAAGAUGGCCAUGUACUGAAUUGGCCAAUGCGCCACCUCAUUGCACUCGGCAUUGCUCGUGGCCUGGCCUUUCUCCACUCUGCUUCAAUUGUUCACGGUGAUGUGAAGCCCCAAAAUGUAUUAUUCGAUGCAGACUUUGAAGCCCAUCUCUCCGAUUUUGGUCUAGACAAGCUCACCAUUGCGACCCCAGCUGAAGCUUCCACUUCAACCUCAGUUGGGACUUUGGGCUAUGUCUCACCAGAAGGAACAUUAACAGGUGAAGCCACGAAAGAAUCAGAUGUAUACAGUUUUGGCAUCGUGUUGCUCGAGCUACUAACAGGUAAAAGGCCAGUGAUGUUUACACAAGAUGAAGAUAUUGUCAAGUGGGUCAAGAGGCAAUUGCAGAGAGGUCAAGUAUCGGAGCUGUUAGAGCCAGGAUUACUCGAGCUAGACCCUGAAUCAUCCGAGUGGGAAGAGUUCUUGCUAGGAAUAAAAGUGGGCUUGCUUUGCACAGCACCAGACCCCCUUGACCGGCCCACCAUGACCGACAUUGUGUUCAUGCUUGAAGGUUGCCGUGUCGGCCCCGACAUUCCCUCCUCCGCCGAUCCCACCUCUCAACCGUCGCCGGCUUGACCCAAAACCCAUAUUGAGUUUGUCAACAAUUUUUUUCCUUAUUUUUUGGGGGGAAAAUUGUAAUAGUGGUUAGUUUUUUUGUCUCAUG